Hibiscus syriacus is the source of this 1648-nucleotide messenger RNA. Its product is annotated as transcription factor TGA2-like. Lineage: Eukaryota; Viridiplantae; Streptophyta; Magnoliopsida; Malvales; Malvaceae. Bases 399 to 1397 code for a protein of 332 amino acids. The transcript has 10 exons. Gene Ontology annotation, biological process: regulation of DNA-templated transcription; DNA-templated transcription. The record is from RefSeq and is a predicted model, not a curated record. Gene Ontology annotation, molecular function: DNA-binding transcription factor activity; sequence-specific DNA binding.
AACAAAAAUACCAGUAACUGAAAAGGCAAUUAAAGAGUCAUUGGCUCUCGGGGAGUGGAACGAUUUCUCUCACAGAAGAGGACGUCUAGAGAUUGGAAUAUCAUUAUCCAAAGCAAUACUAAUAAAAGUUUCAAAAAACCCAUAUUCAUCGUCUUCCUCAAAUUUUCACCAGGGAGCGAAGGAGCCUAGAAAUCCUUUCCAGAAAGCUCACUUGUCAGCGACUUUCAUCACAUGGCAUUGGUGUCAGGUUCAAAUUUGCACUGUAGACUACAACUUCGUUUAUUAUAAAUCCAUCUGCCACCCAUGUUGAAUUUCAGAGAUUGCACUUGGGAAGAAGUCAACAAAAUAAUCUAGUUGCCAUAUCUAGUGGUAAUACAGAAAACUGGGGAGAAUCCAAUAUGGCAGAUGCUAGUCCAAGGACUGAUAUCUCAACAGAUGCAGAAACAGAUGAAAUGAAUCAGAGGUUUGAUAGUGGAAAAUCAAUUGUUGUUGCACCUUCUGAUUCUAGUGACCGAUCCAAGAGUAAUUUGGACCAAAAGAUUCUUCGCAGACUUGCUCAAAAUCGCGAGGCUGCAAGAAAAAGCCGAUUGAGGAAGAAAGCGUACGUGCAACAGCUGGAGAGUAGUCGUUUGAAGUUGACACAACUAGAGCAGGAACUCCAGCGGGCACGGCAGCAGGGUAUCUUCAUAUCGAGCACAGGAGAUCAAAGUCAUUCAAUUGGUGGAAAUGGUGCCAUGACAUUUGAUGUAGAAUAUUCACGGUGGCUUGAAGAGAAGAAUCGACAAAUUAAUGAGUUGAGAACGGCAGUAAAUUCUCAUGCAGGCGAUGCAGAACUUCGUAUUAUCGUUGACGGUGUUAUGGCACACUAUGAUGAAAUUUUCAGGCUGAAGAGCAACAUAGCUAAGGCAGAUGUUUUUCAUUUGCUGUCAGGCAUGUGGAAGACACCUGCUGAGAGGUGUUUCUUGUGGCUUGGUGGCUUCCGGUCAUCCGAGCUUCUAAAGCUUCUUGUAAACCGAUUGGAGCCUUUGACAGAGCAACAGUUGGUGGGAAUUGGCAACUUACAGCAAUCCUCCCAGCAGGCUGAAGAUGCACUAUCUCAAGGUAUGGAGGCAUUGCAGCAGUCUCUGGCGGAGACAUUGUCCACAGGGUCUUUAGGCUCGUCCGGGUCAUCCGGGAAUGUGGCAAACUACAUGGGUCAAAUGGCCAUGGCCAUGGGCAAGCUAGGAACCCUUGAGGGUUUCAUUUGUCAGGCAGACAAUCUGCGGCAGCAAACCCUGCAACGAAUGCACCGGAUAUUGACAACCAGACAGUCGGCUCGUGCACUUCUUGCGAUACAUGAUCACUUCUCCAGAUUACGAGCUCUUAGUUCCCUCUGGCUCGCACGACCGAGAGAGUGAAAAUCUCCUGUCUGCUCUGCUGGGAAAAUCACGACACCAGACAGCUCGCCCGCUAACACUGGCAACUAGUCUAGUGAUCCUUGCCAUCUUGUGUAUUUUGUAUGUAAUGUGUUUGUCUUUUCUUGUGUUGCAUGUCGUGAAAUGAGCAGUUUCUCCAAACUGAAAUUAUGUAGUUAUAUUUUUCACGAUCAAUCUUAUGAUCAUUAGCUGCCUUUGUAAGACCAGAUUUACCAGUAUUUUUGAAGUGAAAU